GGGCGCACAGGCCGCAAGCACAGGCAUAGCUGCCACUCCCCCUUGCACACUCUCACACGCUACACACAAACACACAAGCCCGUUGGAGGCGCUCCGCCUGCAGUUCCUGCAACCGAAGCCAUGGCUUUGUCGGAAGCGGCUGCUGCCCGGGGGCUCCUUCCGCUGCCCCGGAUCGUUCUUUUCGGAGACUCCAUCACCGAGUUUUCCUUCCAAGAUAAGGGAUGGGGAGCAUCACUUGCUAAUAGAUUAGUUAGAAGAUGCGAUGUCUUGAACCGUGGACUCUCUGGCUACAAUACAAGGUGGGGUAAAAUGGUUCUUCCAAGAUUAAUCACCAAAGACUCCAAUGCUAGAAACAUCAUGGCAGUAACUGUCUUCUUUGGAGCAAAUGACAGUGCUUUGAAAGAUGAGAAUCCCAAACAGCACGUUCCGUUGGAUGAGUAUGCUGACAAUUUGAAAAGUAUGAUAUGCUACCUCAACUCUGUGGACAUUUCCAAACAGGACAUUAUAUUAGUGACACCACCACCCCUUCAUGAAGCUACUUGGGAAAAAGAGUGUGUUGCUAAAGGUGAAAAAUUAAACCGUCUGAAUUCCAUCACUGGGGAAUAUGCAAAGGCUUGUGUUAAAGUAGCCAAAGAAUGUGGCACUGAUGUCAUUGAUCUAUGGACACUUAUGCAAAAAGAUGACCAGGAUUUCUGCUGUUACCUGUCAGAUGGAAUCCAUUUAUCAGAAAAAGGAAAUACUUUUCUAGCAAACCAGCUUUGGACACUCCUAGGAAAACGACUGUCAGCCCUUCCUCAGUUGCUUCCCUGCUGGCGUGAUGUUGAUCAUCUCUACCCUGAAGCUAGCCUCCUGGGGAUCCCCACGGCUAAGAAAUAAUAAAAAGAAUGACAUCAGUAGCCUUUUUUAUACAGAUAGAAAAUAAAAUUUCCUUUUUGUUUU
This is a messenger RNA of Candoia aspera, 939 nucleotides long. RefSeq names its product isoamyl acetate hydrolyzing esterase 1 (putative) (gene IAH1). The record is from RefSeq and is a predicted model, not a curated record. Lineage: Eukaryota; Metazoa; Chordata; Lepidosauria; Squamata; Candoiidae. Gene Ontology annotation, molecular function: hydrolase activity, acting on ester bonds. Bases 121 to 876 code for a protein of 251 amino acids. The transcript is spliced from 6 exons.